This is a messenger RNA of Penicillium taxi, 666 nucleotides long. RefSeq lists its product as uncharacterized. The coding region runs from base 1 to 666 and encodes 221 amino acids. Lineage: Eukaryota; Fungi; Ascomycota; Eurotiomycetes; Eurotiales; Aspergillaceae. The record is from RefSeq and is a predicted model, not a curated record. The transcript is spliced from 3 exons.
AUGGGCCAGGCUGUACAGCCCGGCAAAAUCGUUAUGCUGGAUUCACCUUUGCCAAGCAAAUGGAAAAUUGUCGAAGUCCUCAAUGAACAUGAAUCCCGGUACCAAAAAGAUGAAAAAUCAAUUUCUUACGCCUCCCUGAAGCUCCGUUGCACCAGGGUCCUCAAAAAGUCCCAAGAGGCCAUGAUCAGAGUCAUUAUCCAAAUUUCACACAAGUAUACGGAACUUGAGGACGCUACAACUCGUGCAAAGCAAGCAAAACCCUUCACACCUUUGGAGCUCACGGCAUACAAGACCCUGGCCGAUAAUCAUUCAGCAAUCACUCCCCAACUCCUUGGAUAUAAAGAAGGGCGUCAGGAGCCCUCAGGUAUCAUCCCUGGAGGAUUUAUCACAUGGAUUGCUUGGGCUGUUAUCCCUGGAUUUCAACUUUCUGAUGGCUCUUCAAGUUCUGCGAAAAUUUACGAGAUGGGUAUGCAUUGCGAGCCCUUUGGAAACCAGAAUCUUCUCUGGUACCCAAAGAUCAUGAAACUGUCAUGGGUCGGAUUUCGGGAAUGGAGAAAGUUUGAGAAGCCACUGCUCUGGCACGACAUCUGGUACGUUAUUUUUGAUCUUAUGAAACUGGAAGAACUGGGUCCGGAAUGGUUACUGCAAGUUACUGCAAGACUGUAG